CGCGAACAUGGCGGCCACACAAAAAUGAGAAAAUGUGGUCUAUUCCGUUAUUUCUUUACCCACCGUAAAAGACUUCGUCUUCUCUUAUUAUGGAUAGACCGCAAUUGCCCUUCAUCUAUAUUGUAAUGAUCCCAGAGUAAUCAUGGACUUCUUGUUAGAUCAAACAGAAGGCGCUGAGAUGGAUGCGUCCCUCUAUUAAACUAACGGUCAGAAGACUAUCUAGAUUGCAAGAAGCAAGAACAGAUUCGACGUCUCCCUAGGGCGAUGCAGCUGCACUUCUGCAUCACGGGCAGUGACUAGCAGAGGGCACAUGGCAAAGCUCGAGGCUCACCUGGGCAAGCGCAGCUGACUAAGUGGCCUCCCUAGGUAGGCAUUCGAUCAUCACUGUUCUCGGAGUCAACAACAGAGGAACGAGAAACCUUGCGGCGGACAAACACCAAAGCGCAUUCUAUCAUUUUUACAUUCUACAAGAUGUCGCUCUUUAACUCAGUUUCGGGUUUCCUAUCGCCAAUCCCGAAAUCUUUUGAAGAUCCACAUGCUCACGAGCAUGAGCUACCGCUCUACCACUCACCUCCAUCCUCGCCGCCUAUACCGCCGCCGAUUGCUUCUACCGUGUUGUGGAGCUCUCCCCUCACUUUCCGUCGCGUUCCCGAAGGAUUGCUUGUAAUCCAGCGCAAAGCCCGUUACCUGGAGCAACAGCUACAGGAGCUACUCGAUGCGCAAUCGGAACAGCUGUUCGAUACAGGAGAAGUGGAUGCAACUUCUGCGCGGGAUUAUGCCAUAUCUACCGGUAGUACGACACCGACGCUCAGCAGUCUGCGUAGUCAGUCGAGGGAUGAGGGCUCCUCGAGCCCCAGGUCCGGCAGCAUAAAGAGGCGUCCAGAGCUAGGCGCUGCGAGACGAGGCAUCCGUACCCGAUUAAAGAGAUUAGCGCACACAAAAGCUGAAGAACAUGAAUAUCUUGAGGAGGAUCUUCGGGAGCUUCAAGGGAUUAUAGACACAUUAGAAGACUGGAAUCAGAGACGGUCGCGUCUUCAGGGUCGAAUCAGGCACAUCGAGGGUAAGAGCCAUGAUGCGAGGUCGGAUGCACUUCACGCAGAAGCAGCUCGGCUUGCACGCGAAAUCAGGUUGAAAGAAGAGGAGUUAGCUUCGCUGAAACGGCGUCAUCGAAAGGUUCUCGAUGAACUUGCAGAUGUGGAGAACUCGGUUGAAGCCAAGUUAUCAUCUUAUAAGAACGCACUCUCAUUUCUGGACAAGGAGAUACAGACAUUUCUCGCCAAACCGCCGAACACCAGGCACGUUCCCACUUCAAGCACACCAUUUUCUUCUCUCCCGGUAGAGCGACGGACACUGGAAAUGGCUCUCGAAUACUGGCAGGAUGAGCAAAAGCGUUUGACGACAGUCUUGCAGGAAGUUGACAGAGAACGAGCUGCUUUGGAGGAAGGGGUUCCGUUCUGGGAUGACAUCGUCCAGAAGGUGACCAGCUAUGUAUCAACAGUACGGGAACAAUCGGGCGGACGUGUGAGAGAUCCUCAGAGCCUCAUCGCGGAACUGGAGAGUACUAUUACCUAUCUCGAAGACAAGCUAGAGUAUGCUUCGUCCAGGAACUGGAACCCCCUUGUCUGCGCCAUCCAAGCCGAAUUAGAAACGCUCAAGCAAGCCAAACCAAUACUCCAAGAAAAGCUGGGAAUACCAAGCAAGAAGGGGAAGGAAAAAAUGGUCCAGGUAUCUGACACGGAGGGUUCCGCUGCCGAAGAUAAUGUGGAGGGUCUUUUUCAGUCUCGUCGCCGCAGCCACACUCCCCAGGCAGGCAACGGAUUGACCUCGGAGCAACGAUAUUUUGAUGACGAUGGGGAUCCGGAUCCCAAUCUCUUGAUUUCCCACGAUACGGACACAGACUAGGAAGAUGUGUCGGCACCGGCGUAACUGUCCUGUAUACUUUGCCCGGCUUUCGCGGUCCUACAAACGCAGACACUGACCAAUCUCAGCUGCUGGAGUCUCUUCUGUGAUCGUAGUCGAACACUGUUGUUGACGGGAUGUUGGUAUUCUUUGUAAGGGAAGAAGUAAUAUUAAUAUAUCAAGCCUCGGAUUGUCCCACCCUGGAUAGAGAUCCAUGCUCUGUCACUCUGCACUGUUAUAGUCAACUUGCAUUACCCCGCCUGCUACUUGUAUCCUCCCCAGGGGUGGUCAU
Messenger RNA from Westerdykella ornata, 2191 nucleotides. RefSeq lists its product as uncharacterized. The transcript has a single exon. The record is from RefSeq and is a predicted model, not a curated record. Lineage: Eukaryota; Fungi; Ascomycota; Dothideomycetes; Pleosporales; Sporormiaceae. Bases 472 to 1902 code for a protein of 476 amino acids.